GAACAGGAAGGGCAAGAGUAAGAAAUGGCGCCAGAUGCUGCAGUUCCCGCACAUCAGCCUGUGUGAAGAUCUCCGGCAAGCACUCGAGCGGGACUAUCGCAGCCUGUGUGAAAAGCAGCCGAUUGGGCGCCUGCUCUUUCGGCUGUUCUGCGAGACGCGGCCUGAGCUGUCACGCUGUGUCAAGUUCUUGGAUGCUGUGGCAGAGUAUGAAGUGACUCCAGAUGAGAAGCGGAAAGAGUGUGGGCAGCACCUGAUUGACAGCUACCUAAACCCCAAGAAUGUGGAUCAUGUGCCCGAAGUUCCCUUGCCACUGGUGAGUGCUUGUUCUGAGAGGCUGGAGCAGGAGCCAUCCAAGGAGCUCUUCAAGGAAGCAACCAAGCUCAUCCACGACUAUCUGAGCGUGGCUCCCUUUGCCGAUUACCUUGACAGCAUCUACUUCAACCGCUUCCUGCAGUGGAAAUGGAUGGAAAGGCAGCCAGUGACUAAAAACACUUUCCGCCAGUAUCGCGUGCUGGGAAAGGGAGGCUUUGGUGAGGUGUGUGCAUGCCAGGUGCGAGCCACUGGGAAGAUGUAUGCCUGCAAGAAGCUGGAGAAGAAGCGGAUCAAAAAGCGGAAGGGGGAGUCCAUGGCCCUGAACGAGAAGCAGAUCCUGGAAAAAGUGAACAGUAGGUUUGUAGUGAGCUUAGCCUAUGCAUACGAGACUAAAGAUGCCCUCUGCCUGGUACUGACCCUCAUGAAUGGAGGGGACCUCAAGUUUCACAUCUACCACAUGGGUGAGGCUGGCUUUGAGGAGCCUCGGGCGGUGUUCUAUGCAGCUGAGAUUUGCUGCGGCCUGGGGGACCUGCACCGGGAGAGGAUAGCGUACAGGGACUUGAAGCCAGAGAACAUCUUGCUGGAUGACCAUGGUCACAUUCGUAUCUCAGAUCUGGGGCUGGCUGUGCACGUGCCCGAGGGCCAGACGAUCAAAGGCCGGGUGGGGACAGUUGGCUACAUGGCUCCCGAAGUAGUGAAGAACGAGCGCUACACGUUCAGUCCCGACUGGUGGGCUCUGGGCUGUCUUGUCUAUGAGAUGAUCGAGGGCCAAUCUCCCUUCCAGCAAAGGAAGAAGAAGAUCAAGCGGGAGGAGGUGGAGCGGCUGGUGAAGGAUGUACAGGAGGAGUACUCGGAGAAGUUCUCGCCUGGCGCUCGCUCCCUCUGCUCCAUGCUGCUGUGCAAAGACCCUGGGGAGCGGCUGGGGUGUCGAGGAGCUGGCGCCCAGGAAGUGAAGGAGCAUCCCCUCUUCAGACACCUGAACUUCAAGAGGCUGGAAGCCGGCAUGCUGGACCCCCCCUUCAAACCAGACCCCCAGGCCAUCUACUGCAAGGACGUGCUGGACAUUGAGCAGUUCUCCACGGUGAAGGGAGUGGAGCUGGAGCCCACAGACAAUGACUUCUACCAGAAGUUCGCUACAGGGAGUGUACCCAUCCCGUGGCAGAAUGAGAUGAUUGAGAGCGAGUGUUUCAAGGAGCUGAAUGUCUUUAGCGUGGAUGGCGCAGUGCCCCCUGACCUGGACUGGAAAGGACAGCCUUCUCCACAGCCCAAAAAGGGCUUGCUACAGCGCCUCUUCAGCAGACAGAGGUGAGCAGCCCCUCUUCCGGCUGCUCUGCUCAGGGAAAUACCUGGUGGCCUAGACUCACCUGCGGACAUGGCAAGACCUGGGGAAGAGGAGUCUUGUCCUUCAGUGCCUAACCCCCACCCUUCCCACCCCAGCAGAGCAGAUGCUGCUUGUGUGUGUGAAUCACCCCGUGAACCACUAACCCUGCUUCCCUGCACUCUCGCUGCCUCACCUCCGUGUGAGAGGGGCUUUGCCACUGCUGUCCGCUCAGUCAGAGCUUCCCUGCAUUACCACUGCUGUGGGCCCUGCUCCCAGAGAGGGGCUCCAGGAAGCCAAAGGCUCCUGCUGACCCUUGACCAACAUCCUGGGCUCUGAGUCUCGCCUGUAGGGUUUGGUAUAUUUGUAUAAGUCUGUAUGUACUGAGGGCACAAGGAUUGAUUGCGAUGGGCUCCGAGAGCUACCUUGCCCAGAUCCCUGCCCUCUCCCUGCUGAGGGAGCCGGCUGCUUGUGGGCCCCAGUGAUCCAGGGGCGGGGCACUGUGCUGUGUGGGGUGCAGACAUUGGGUCAGACAUGAGCUGGCUGCUGUUUGUCUUCUGCACCUCGAUGGUUUUCAGUCUGGGCAAGGCCCGUGAGGUCCCACCUCAAGCCGCUGAGCUGGCCAGUAUAGGAUUGUUCCUCCACUCAAGGGCAUGUCCCCUGGGAGAAGGCCCUGCUGGAAGGACUCCCUUGUCUGUUCCCCUCCCGAGGGGGUUGGCUCUCUUCCCCUGGCUCUGAGUCCCUUCUCUCGCAGGCGGGGUUCCCGCCCUGCUCAGGGCAGCUGGGGGGUGUUGUUUUGUACCAUGCUCACCCUCUGCUUGCUGUGCUCCUCUCUCCCUCUCCUCCCUCUUGUUGCCCUUCUGACUUCAGGACUGUUGUGGAAACUGCAGCGACAGUGAGGAAGAGCCCAGCCGGCUGUAGAGCCCAGCCUGUUCUCCGGGCCUGGACCCUCUUGCCUCUCCCAGGCACCCAGCCCUGCAGCACCCAGCCUGAUGGACAAGGUAGCAGCUGCCCUGCCAAAUGGGAUUUGUUUACAGUUUUGCACAUUUCUAUGUUGAGACACUCGAUGUACAGCCCCAGAAAGAUGCUCUGGGCUGUGAGCAGCAAGCCCCGCACCAGGGAACACUGCAGCAGGGCCUCGCUGUGCUUGGGGAAAGCACAUGGCUGGGAAGACCUGGAUGCUUCCGAAUCUGCUGCUUGGGAUUGCUCUUCUGCCGCUGCUGCUCCCCUUCUCAGCCCCGCUGCUCCCCUCCACCGGGAAGGGAGGGAUCCCCCAGCGCAUGGUGGGGCUGCCAGGGCGGGAGCUGGCAGAGCAGGUCCAGUGACACAUUCCAGUAGCUGGCCAGUCUCGCAAGCCCCAGGUUUGAUAUAUUUAUAUAGGUCUGUAUGUAUGUAUAUAUCAUGCAUAGGUUUGUAAUUUCUUGGGGGAGGGGGUCCUUCUGCAUUACUCCUCCCCCUCCCAUGGACUCUUGGCACAGAGGGGGAGCUGCUGUGCCUGCUCUGCCCUGGAAGUCUUGGUCAGGGGCCCCUUGGCCACUUCUGGCGCCUUAACGUGUCUAAAGCAUCUUCCCUAGGACCCUCUGGGACUGCUCCCGAGGCAGCUUGUCCUCCUGGGGGCGUGCAGCUGCUGUCUUCUACAGCACAGGCUAGAAGGGAGGUCCAUUGUGCACACAUUCCCGCAGCCCUUUGGGCACAGGAAAGCACCAUGCCAAAGCAUUUACCACUAAAAAGCCCAGCUGUGGGACCAGUCAAUGCUUCACCUCACCCCCUUUGCCCUGCUGGGCACCUUUCCUCCUUGCCCACCCUGGCACUCACUGCCUCUGGCCCCUCUGCUGGCAGCCAGGAUCACCCCGGCGGUUUGGGGCUGCAGUUCAGCAUCCGCCGCUCUCUGCAGCGAGGCGGGAUGUGGCCUUUCCCAAAUAGAGCUGCAAGCCAGGCUGGCUUCUGGAUUCUGCAUGUGGUGUGGGGUAACUGACCAGCUGCCCUGGCUGCUGCUAAGAGCCAUCGCGGACAGCUUGGGUAGUCCCCUGGAGGAGCUGCAGCAGGAGUCCGGCUCACUGCGCUGGCUGCCACAGGCCAUCGGUGCCCAACGUGUCUGUUACCCUCAUAGCUUUGGCUUUGUGCAGCCUCCAUAGGAAUGUGGCAGUGGGGCCGAGCCUGCUGCCUGUGUCCAGCUGUGGGGCUGCAGCUCUGCCCUGCUCGGAGGUACUGAGCUGCUUUCAGUGGAACGGCCCCACUCAGGCACACCACCUCC
Terrapene triunguis (Three-toed box turtle) is the source of this 3884-nucleotide messenger RNA. It is a transcript of the gene GRK6, whose product is annotated as G protein-coupled receptor kinase 6. The record is from RefSeq and is a predicted model, not a curated record. The coding region runs from base 35 to 1621 and encodes 528 amino acids. Gene Ontology annotation, cellular component: cytoplasm; plasma membrane. Gene Ontology annotation, biological process: regulation of signal transduction; signal transduction; protein phosphorylation. Gene Ontology annotation, molecular function: ATP binding; G protein-coupled receptor kinase activity. The transcript is spliced from 15 exons. NCBI's taxonomy places the organism in Eukaryota, Metazoa, Chordata, Testudines, Emydidae.